UUCCUACUGGAUCUUCCCGCUGAGUUAAAGCAACGGGGGAUCCACCCGGCUUUUCACGCCAGUCUCCUGCGUCUGCACGUUCCUAACGACGAUCGUCGUUUCCCAGGCCGCCAACUCCAUCAACUCGCGGAUAUUGGAACUCCCGAGGAGUGGUCAGUGGCUCGCGUCACUGAUCAUCAUGGCCAGGGUAGCGGUGCCCUCUUCAAAGUAGAGUACACCACUGGUGACUUCGUGUGGCUCCCUUACCACUCUGUCUCCCGGCUUGAGGCCGUGGGCCAGUACUUAGAGGCCCUGGGGGUCCCUGGUAUAUUCCACCUC
Suillus clintonianus is the source of this 318-nucleotide messenger RNA. RefSeq lists its product as uncharacterized. The record is from RefSeq and is a predicted model, not a curated record. NCBI's taxonomy places the organism in Eukaryota, Fungi, Basidiomycota, Agaricomycetes, Boletales, Suillaceae. The annotation marks the transcript as partial. The transcript has a single exon.